Dermacentor andersoni is the source of this 792-nucleotide messenger RNA. Lineage: Eukaryota; Metazoa; Arthropoda; Arachnida; Ixodida; Ixodidae. The record is from RefSeq and is a predicted model, not a curated record.
CACACGUGCCACUACGCAGGCGACAUUCUUCACGGGCGAUGAUCGAGCACCACAAACAAACCACCAGGGGGAUCAAACGCUAGACGAUCUCUCAUGGCGGUAGCAUCGUUUCAGAAACAAACGCCGCAGGUUAAAACUUUUAACCGACACAGAUCGUCUUUGGUGUGUCUGACAUGGCUGCACCGAGAGCGUCGUCCUUGCUGCUUGCGUUCAAAGCAAAGAUUGAAGAGUCUGUUGCACUGGUUCCCGACAUGGUGGCCGAAGAAAAGUUGAAAGCUGUUCAAUUUUGGAAUGUGGUUUCGGAGAGGCUACAACAGAUCGUGAAUGACAGCGCUGCCGACAUCAACGCGUUGGCACUGAACAUGCAUGGCGAGGACAUCAAUGUGGCUUCACUUCACGAUGAACAAGAAUCACAAGCAAAAAUGGCACAGCCCUACAUUGAAGCCCAUGCCUAUAGAUCGGAAAACCUGUACACGGAAGCCGUCGAGGAGUUUGAUGUCACGGCUGCGUCGGAGGGCCACCAGCAGGAACUUCUGGCAUUGUCUGCCGAGCUCGAGCAAGUGGGUUCGUCGCAGCCUUCUGCUCAGGGAAAUUUCAACAGCGUGCCUCUGGAGCAGGGGAGCCUAGAUGUGUCUGAAGGGUCACUUUCCAAGGGACUCGACAGUGCUGCUCAUUUCAACUCAAGCAGAGGACUGCCCUGCAGAUGCCAGGUUUGAUGUUGCACAUCAGCAGAGCCACAAUCCUCAGGUUUUAUCGCAACAUGAUUAUGGCUCAAGCAGCAAUCUAGUCCUU